This is a messenger RNA of Exophiala mesophila, 1035 nucleotides long. RefSeq lists its product as uncharacterized. NCBI's taxonomy places the organism in Eukaryota, Fungi, Ascomycota, Eurotiomycetes, Chaetothyriales, Herpotrichiellaceae. The record is from RefSeq and is a predicted model, not a curated record. The transcript has 2 exons. Gene Ontology annotation, molecular function: hydrolase activity. The coding region runs from base 1 to 1035 and encodes 344 amino acids.
AUGGCCGAUAGCCCAGUGGUGAGAUUGCUCAAGCAGUUGAUGGACAUUCCGUCCAUCAGCGAGGAUGAAGAGAAAGUUGGGCGCUUCAUUGCCAAUUACCUUGAAGAUCUCGGUUGGACGGUGGAAUUAGUACCCAUUGCGCCCGGAUCGAAUCGGUACAAUGUCUACGCAUAUUUGGGCCACGACCGAAAAGCUCGAACUUGUCUAACAUCACACAUGGACACAGUUCCGCCACAUAUUGACUUCCACAUACAAGGAGAUAUCAUCUAUGGCCGAGGGGCUUGUGAUGAUAAAGGACCAUUGGCAGCACAGAUUGUUGCCGUGGAGGAACUCCGCGCCGAGGGCAAGCUGUCCAAUGGCGACACGUCGUUGUUGUUCGUAGUCGGCGAAGAGAAGGGAGGACCAGGGAUGUUGGCGGCGAACGACAUGAACUUGAAGUGGGAAGCCAUUCUCUUUGGCGAGCCGACGGAGGGGAAACUAGCAGUCGGCCACAAGGGACAUUACGUCUUUGAGCUAUUCGUGGACGGUGUUGCUUGUCACUCGGGAUAUCCUGACAAGGGAUGCAGUGCAAAUUCGACAUUAGUAGCUUUGCUGCAAGAACUCAAGUCCAUCGACUACCCUGUCUCGGAACUGCUGGGACCUUCGACUUUCAACUGUGGCAAAGUCAGCGGUGGCGUCGCGUACAAUGUUCUUGCAGCUGAUGCCUAUGCGCUGUGUGGUGUCCGAGUUGCAGCAGACUUAGCAGCCAUCGAGACAAAGGUGGCUGCUGUUGUCGACAAGUACCCCCAUGUGACCCUGAAGAAGAACUUUGCAUACCCCGAGACUUAUCUGGACUAUGAGGUAGAAGGACUGGACUCGAUGCCUGUAUCAUUCGGGACCGAUAUCCCUCGUCUGAAAGGCAAUCACAAGAGGUAUCUUUAUGGCCCAGGCAGUAUCCUGCAUGCACAUGGAGAAAAUGAGCAGGUGGCGAUUCCAGAUUUGAUUGAGUGUGUGGCCGUGUAUAAGAAACUCCUGAUGAUGGCACUAGACCCCUAA